Molecule: messenger RNA, 3434 nt
Organism: Camelina sativa (false flax)
Lineage: Eukaryota; Viridiplantae; Streptophyta; Magnoliopsida; Brassicales; Brassicaceae
Source: RefSeq, a predicted model, not a curated record
CAAACUGAAGUCUCUACUCUACUCUACCCGUUUCAAGUCGUUUCGGUUUACUAGUAUUAGUCCGGUUGACUAAAACCGGUCCGGUUUCUAGAGAGACUUGUCUGCAAAGAUGAGUUUUCUUUUCUUCUUCUCCUCCUCGAAUGAGAAAAUCAGAAUUUUGUUGGAAGAAGAAAGAAAAAUAAAAAUCUGGUUUUUAUUUGGGGGUUGAUUAGGUCUUUUUUGUUCAAUCUCUGGGAAUUUUCAAUUUGACUAAUGAACUCAGAUUCAGGCGAGGCACCCGCUGAUGGCGAUAAAGCAUCUACAGAAAACAGCAAGAAACGGAAGCUUAAGACUCCUAUCCAAGUUAUGACGCUGGAGAAUUUCUACAAUGAGCAUAAGUAUCCGACCGAAGAAAUGAAGGGUAAGUUGGCAGAGGAAAUAGGAUUAACUGAGAAGCAAGUUUCAGGUUGGUUCUGCCAUAGAAGGUUGAAAGACAAACGUUCUGUAAAAGAAGAUGGGACCAACAUCGGGAGCCAAGACAGGUCAAGCGUUGUUCUUCAGGAUCGUGGAAGUGGGCUUCGACAGGAUUCAUGUGGUAGCACUAAGCAAACGGAUUAUUGGAACCCGAAGCCUAGGGAAGUUGAAAGUCAAAGGCUUUAUGAAGGAUCUUACAUGGGAAAUGCUGAUGGUGAAGAUAGUACAUCUUCUGAACGUAGCUCAUCAUUACAUAAGAAUUUUGUCUCUAGCAAAGAUGGAAUCCGCGAUGUGGAAAGUUCUAUAUAUGUUACGCAUAAUGACGUUAUCCAGCAUCCUCAACUCAUGAGAAGCUAUGGAUAUAAUAAGCCUUCGGGAUACUUGAAAGUUAAGAGAGAGAGUGAGAAUGUUUCUAUCACAGCUGUAAAGAGACAAUUAGGAAGACAAUACCAAACAGAUGGUCCACCUCUGGGGAUUCAAUUUGAUCCACUUCCUCCUGGUGCAUUUGAGCCUCAAACUAAUGCUAUUGUGCAGGAGCCAAUCUAUGUUGGGAAUCAAAGACGGCCUCACCCUCCACAUUUACUUGGAACGAGGAAGAGCUUUAAUCCUGGUCCUAGCUAUGAAUUAGCUCGUAAACUGAAGAUGCAUUCGCCAGAUCCAGAUUCGGAGGAGGAGGAGGAGGAUGAUGACAACAUAAUGAUUGGAAUGGAGCCUGGUCUAAGAGACAGAAAGAGUCUUGGGGAACCAAGACUGAAAUCCCCUUCUCCCAGUUUCUAUAAUACUGUCCCUAACCACAAACCCUUUCAAGAGACAUUCAAAGGUUCACCACGAGAACUCCCCGUAACUAACAACAAGAAGGGUCGAAUAAGCUCCAAGAGUUGGGCUGAAGGUUCGAGAAACAAUAUGAUUGCCAACUUCCAUAAUCUUCCUGGAAGCAAUACUGAAACCAAUCAAACUCAUAAUUACGAUAAAAAGAUAUUCAACGGUGGACACAAGACCGGAUAUCUCACUAAAUCUUCAAAGCUGUUGCCUCCGAGUAGAAGCCGAUCCCCUGACUCUAUAGAUAGAGGUCCAUCUUCUGUGAUGGUGGGAAAGUUUCACGGAGAGAGGAAUCAAACGAAAACGCAUAGAGAGAAAUUGCAUUCGACUGAUGAACCGCUGGUUACAAAACAAGUGGAAGAUGACUAUCUUCAGCAAGAUUAUGCACCAAAAUCAUCAUACAGCGAGAUUCUAGAAAGAGAAGGCCAGAUAAAUCGGUCUGGCGUGGAAUUGCCCUCUAGUUUAAGUGGGGACGAUGAUGAGACAGACGAAUCUAGUAGCUCUUCUAUGUAUUGAGAGUCUAAAGGUACAAAAGGGAAGAUUAGGAGAUUCCGGUUUGUAUAGAUAUAUGAUGAAACCGGAUUAGGAUGUGAAAAGAAAAAGUUACAUGGUGUAAUUGGUAAAAAAAGUUGAGCUCCCUUCAUUUUGGUAACUAAUAUAUAUGGUCCCCAAAGAGAGAACACAGCGACAGCGUGACCAAAGUAUGAGCAGUAUCUAGUGGCCGUUACCGGUUUGACAGGAUUGAUUUGAGAAUUGUGAAUUAAAAAAAAAAAAAAAGCAAGGCCCAUUUGUUUAUAAAAAGCUCAAAUUAGGCCCAAGAUAUUUUGAUAAGCCGGUUCAAAAGGGCUGUUAAGAAUUAAAAAAAAAAACAAAAGCGAGUGACUAGAGGUUUCAGAAAACCCUAGCCAGAGAGAAGAGAAGAGAAAGAGAGAAUAUGUCGAUGUGUGGAAGCUGCGCCGAGCCAUUGGUCAACACUCCGGGCUCAGAUUGGCUCAAUCUGAAGUGUCUGAGUUGUGCAAGUAAAUUUUGUCACAACUGUGGUUAUCGACCACACUUUCCAGCCAUUUGUCGUGAGAAUGAGCUUUGGGUGUACAGGCAACGUCAAUCUGAGCGUGGGCCUGAGGUCUCUAGAUGAGAAAGAGACUGGGAUUAUUUGGACAGGGUAUGAUCUGUUUUGUAUUUCAUGAUCCUUAGUCUCGUCGAAGCUUGAUUGAUACCUUCUCUUUUUAUGAGGCAGGAUAUUUUAAAGAGUAACAUAUGUUACGAAAAUUACUUCUCUGAGCCCCAACUCUCCUAUUUAUUGCUGGAGGUACAUAACUGCUGUCUGUUUGUUUGCUUGGCAUGUGUUUGGAAACCUGUUUGUUUGCUUGGCCGAUUAAUUCACCAAUUAAUUCAUGUGUUUGGAAACAGCACAUCCGAUUAAUUCACCAAAAACAUGUGUUUGUUUGCUUGGCCGUGUAGAUUGAUUACACAUGAUUUAGCUUUUGGUUGGGAUUUUGGUAUUUUGAACAUUUUUCUUGAAUCCGAGACAUCAAUUUCAAAUGUUUGUGCCUGUUCAUGUAUUCAGAUGCACCGAACGAUCCAGAUCUUUCGCUGGCUGCUAGUCAUCUUUUGUGAGAACAGGUUUACUCUACCCUGACUACUCUACAUUGAACGAACAAUUUGAUGUAUUCAUCGACUCAUUCCCUACUCCCAGACAGCCAGUACUUGAGGAUAGUCUUGCCACUGCCCGGUCUGCUAUUGGGGAUGCAGUGGGGGCCCUUCUUUCUAGUCUAAAAACUGCAAGACUAGCGUCCGCAAUGGUUUUCGCGAUCCCUUUUCAGCCUUUGAUUUCCACACGCGUACCAUUUACCUUUGUCCAAAAUGAGCUCCCCGUCUUGAUGCCAUUGAGCUUGACGAUUCCCACCGAGGAACCACCGACUGAAGGCGGUGAUGAUGUAUCCUACUGGGCUCUUCUCCACCUCGAGACUGCUCCCUGGAAGGACGGUUAUCGUCGCAGGAGGCUUUAAAAACUAUUUCAAUGUCAACAAUUGCGGCAAUUGUUUAAAAUACUUUUUUUGACUGAUUGACUGUUCAAAUAUUCCAAUGUCUGCCUACUUUUUCAUUUGUUUUAUUCCCCCAAUUUGAACAUGCUAGAUGAUAUAAAAAUUGAUUUGGGGUCU